Messenger RNA from Brugia malayi, 870 nucleotides. RefSeq lists its product as uncharacterized. The record is from RefSeq and is a predicted model, not a curated record. NCBI's taxonomy places the organism in Eukaryota, Metazoa, Nematoda, Chromadorea, Rhabditida, Onchocercidae. The transcript is spliced from 4 exons. The coding region runs from base 1 to 870 and encodes 289 amino acids.
AUGGGUGUAAAAAUUAGUGAACUUGCGCGUAAUGUUUAUUAUGAUGGAAUAUGGCGCUUUUGGACUAGACGUAUUGCUACCGUAUUUCUGCCAUUUUUUGUUCUAUUAUAUUGCAAUGCAGCUAUUGUAGUUAAUUUACGAAAGAAUAAUCGUGAAAAUACAAUUAAAAUGCUUAUAUUAUAUUGCAUAUUUGGGGUUUCGGUAGCAUCAUGUAAACUUCGUAAUCGUGUCAAAACAGCCACCAGAUCACUGAUAAUGGUUGUCACCUGUUAUCUAUGCUCAAAUAUUAUUGAUGUUUUCAUUGCUGCAUGGGAAUAUUUGGAUGAUGCAUCAUUGUUACAAUUGGAAGAAUUUUAUUCGAUUGCAACCGAUGUUUCUUCAUUACUUACCAUAUUAGCUGCUAGUUUACGCUUUCCUAUCUAUUUAAUUAAUGAUAAAAUUAUUUUAAGAGAGGUUCGUUUUACUCUAUGCUUCUUCUAUUAUCAUUUGGUGGUCUGUUUCUCAGUACUAUCAAAAAGAACCAAACAGAGGAAGCAUCAUUUAAAGGAUGAAUUGAAACAACAACUGAAUAGUCAAAGUAAAACUAUCACGCACAAUUCGACGGAAAAUAUUACGUUACGUAAAACACGAAAUAGUUUGGGAGCAGUCUUUAUAUCGGUAACAGGUAUUGGAUUAGGUAGACAACAUUCUCAACAUUCAGUUUUUGCAUUGGAAAGGAUCCCUUCACAAACUUCAGUCCGAAUUCCAUUAGCUGUUAAAGAAGAAGAAUCAUCUUCUGAGAUAACCGACAAACAUGAAACACUAUUAUUGCUGUCUUCUAAUCCGCUAUUCAAUGAAGCUGAAAAUGAUUCCGUUUCCAUAUCGGAAUGA